AUGGUUUGUUGUUUAGGAUAUGGUUUUUGGUCAUUUGCUUGAUUUUUAAUUUGGGUAAUUACCCCCAAAGUGAAUUCUCUUACCUAAAUCGAUAUUGAAAUGUCGUUCAAUAUCUUUUUGACACUGAAUUCUCCCAUAUUUCAAGUUUACAUAUAUGGUGUAAGGAUGUAAAAAGUGCUGUUAUUAAACCCCUCUUAAUUUUUGCUUUUUAUUCAAUUUGAUUUCGUAUUAAAAAUUCGUUAUUGUAAGAAUGAACUUUCUUGCAUCUUAUAUAGUUUUCUUUGAUGGGUUUGCAGUCCACUCCUAACUUUCUUGCACUGCUUUAGGACGGAGAUCGACAAAAUCUGGGCAUUUUGAAAGGAAUCGAGCCACGGCAAGGACGACAUUGAGCUGAGGGCGCAAAACCCUAAGAGAUCCAGUGACGAGAGCCUCAGACACUUCAUACACUCACCUCACCGGCUCACACAUUCUUCAGCCGAAACUCAGAAGAAAUUGGGAUGGUUUUUGAACGAGUUUAGGUCACUAUCUAUGUGGGCGAAGGGUUCUCUUCUCUCAGUUUUGAGACAAUUUGCUUGCUUGAAGAGUGACAAGCAAGCAAUUUCUGUGGGAUUUGUGGGAUAUUUCAAUGUUGGGAAGUCAUCAGUUAUCAACACAUUGCGAACAAAAACUGUUUGCAAGGUUGCUCCUAUCCCUGGGGAAACUAAAGUAUGGCAAUCUAUCACACUUACAAAGAGGAUUUUCUUAAUUGAUUGUCCUGGGGUUGUUUAUCAAAACAACCAUGACACCGAAACAGAUAUUGUGUUGAAGGGAGUGGUUCGUGUCACAAACUUGGAAGAUGCUUCAGAACACAUAGGAGAAGUUUUGACUCGUGUUAAGAAAGAGCGCCUAGAAAGAGCUUACAAGAUAAAAGACUGGUACUAUCUUUGUUAAGGUGUUUACUGUAUCCAUGUUGAAUCUGAAUUGUAAU
Messenger RNA from Cannabis sativa, 967 nucleotides. Its product is annotated as nuclear/nucleolar GTPase 2-like. Gene Ontology annotation, cellular component: nucleolus. The coding region runs from base 529 to 930 and encodes 133 amino acids. The transcript has 4 exons. The record is from RefSeq and is a predicted model, not a curated record. Gene Ontology annotation, molecular function: GTP binding. Lineage: Eukaryota; Viridiplantae; Streptophyta; Magnoliopsida; Rosales; Cannabaceae.